This is a messenger RNA of Diorhabda sublineata, 1568 nucleotides long. It is a transcript of the gene Ccz1, whose product is annotated as vacuolar fusion protein CCZ1 homolog. Lineage: Eukaryota; Metazoa; Arthropoda; Insecta; Coleoptera; Chrysomelidae. Gene Ontology annotation, cellular component: intracellular membrane-bounded organelle; Mon1-Ccz1 complex. Bases 108 to 1493 code for a protein of 461 amino acids. The transcript has 8 exons. Gene Ontology annotation, biological process: vesicle-mediated transport. The record is from RefSeq and is a predicted model, not a curated record.
ACACACCUACUGUCAAAAUAGUAAAUAUAACCUCAAAAUUUACAAGUGCUAGAAUCGAGUGAAUAUAUUUAUUAAACUAUUAGUUAUUUUCUUUAAUAUUAGUUAAAAUGGUGACUCAAAUAAUUGCUGGGUUAAAAAAUUUCUUCAUAUUCAAUUCUACAUUAGGGACUAAAGAAGGAGAGGAAUUGAAAAAAAUUCUUUAUUAUUACCCCAUAACAGAAAAUACGGAUAUCCAGAUUAAAAAUGUUGGUCUGGUUGAAGGAAUCAUACAAUUUACAGAAACUUUCAAACCAUCUUCUCCAGUUAGUUCUUUACAUACGAAUAGAACACGACAUUUGUAUUAUCAACCAGAAAAGAAUUAUUGGAUGGUUAUGACUUUACAAUUAAAUUAUGCCACAAAAGAAGGUUCAAAUGAUACCGAAGAUCUACAGGAUGAUGUCGAAGAUAACGUCUAUGAAUCUAUUUUAAAACAAGCUUAUCUUAUGUACAGAUUAUUUUGGAAUACUUUCGAAAGUGUUAAAGAUAUUGGGAAUUUAAAAAAAACUUUAGAAUUAUUUUACAGAGCCUAUAUACAAAAUAUGAAACUUGCUAAUGCGGAUAUAUUAAACAUAUUAUCCGGUAUUCAAUAUCUACCUUUAGAUAAACAGACAUUUCUGAAAGUACAAUGUUUCAUUAAUUGUUUAGAAAGUAAUUACGAGAUUAUAAAAUAUACUUCGUUUCUAUUUAACGAUCAUUUAAUAUGGAGCGGUGUCGAACCCACCGACAUGCAAAUAGUUUAUCAAUAUUUAAUAAACAAUCUUCUUCCCGCUAAUAUCGAAACAGAACUCCAAGGAGGUUCGAUUCCUCGUAAUUCCCCUUCUCCUUUCGCGGCUUUACGUCACGGCCGAUUCAUAACUGGCCCUUCGAAUCUUAAAUUAGCAAAAACUAUAGGGAAAGUACCAAAAGUUUAUUUAUUCGCUAGUGGGGAGGCUAGAGGUUAUCACCUAGUCGUUUAUAGGGUACUAAGUGCUACUAUAUGUCUUUUUAUUAAAGGAGAUAUUGAAUUGACGUUAGAUUUGUUUAAAGUGUUGGACGAAUUUUUGAAUUCGAAAUUGAUUUCUAUAGUGUCAGAUAUAGCGGAAUAUUGUUCGAAACAAGUUGUAACUCCUUCUGGUAGCACGGAUUCCUCUCCAAGAUUUAUAUAUUUCAAUAAACUUAAUCUGGCUUAUAAAAGUACGGUUCAUUUGGAUAAUAGACAGAGCGGGAAUAUCACUUGUCCAAAAGAAUCUAUGAAGAUUGCUGUGGAAAUGAAAGCAAAUGCGCCAUCUUUGGGGCAAUCUGGAGAAACUAUUGUUAAAACUAUGAACGAUUAUUGGGUGGUUAUGAAGGUGUCGAAUAAUAGGGAGUUUUAUAUAGCGUUACAACAGAAGAAUGCAAGUUUGAUUGAUAUCAGUGAGGAAGUUCGGAGGAUAUGUGAAACGGAACUGAAAGGAAUAUUUUUUCCCCAAAUGUAAAUAAAACACUAUAAAAAUACGUUUUAAAUAUUUUAUUAUUAAAAAAAAUAUAACAAAUAUAUAUAUACAAGUAAA